CAUUAAAAAAAGAGUAAAACUUUAGAAAGAUCUGAAAAACCCUAAUUUCACCCCUCUUUUAUGUUCCUCCCUCAUUUGAUUCCCCUUUUUCUAGGGUUUUAUACUUUUAUCGAAAGAAUUUAUUCUUCCAAGUUUUCUUCUUUUCCACACUCUCUUUCUUCUACUCUCUUUGAAUUUUCCAGCUUUUAGAACAGUUUCAAUGGAGAUGAUGGCGACCAUGAGCUCAAACGCUGUCGUUUUACACAGUUUUGUUCUUCAGACUGUCGUUUCAGUUGCUGCGCAAUCUCUCUCUUUUGCUCUUGCUAUGCUAGAGUCUUUGCCACGCGGUGGUAUUGUGCUGCCACAGGAGCCUGGAUCAUUCAAAUGGCUCCCGUUAUCUGAGUUCCACAGUACUGAGAAACCUGAUCCAGAGAAUAAAGAUGCAGAUGUAGAUGAGGACGACGACGAUGAUGACGAUGAAGAGGAAGAUGACAAGGCUGGUGGACGGGUAGGUGGUGAUGUCGAUGAACGUGAGGAGGUGACCAAUGGGGAAGGGGAACCUGAGGAGGGACCAGAGUCCAAUGGAGAAGGUACUGAGAAACCUGAUCCAGAGAAUAAAGAUGCGGAUGUAGAUGAGGACGACGACGAUGAUGACGAUGAAGAUGAAGAUGACAAGGCUGGUGGAUGGGUAGGUGGUGAUGUCGAUGAACGUGAUAAGGUGACCAAUGAGGAAGGGGAACCUGAGGAGGGACCAGAGGCCAAUGGAGAAGGUACUGAGAAACCUGAUCCAGAGAAUAAAGAUGCGGAUGUAGAUGAGGACGACGACGAUGAUGACGAUGAAGAUGAAGAUGACAAGGCUGGUGGAUGGGUAGGUGGUGAUGUCGAUGAACGUGAUAAGGUGACCAAUGAGGAAGGGGAACCUGAGGAGGGACCAGAGGCCAAUGGAGAAGGUGCUGAAGGAGAGGAAGAAGAUGACGAUGAGGAGGAAGAUGAAGAUGAGGAUGAUGAUGAUGACGACGACGACGACGAGGAUGGUGGAGACGAGGAUGAGGAAGAUGAAGAGGAGGAAGAAGAUGAAGAAGAGGAAGAGGAACCUCCAUCUAAGAAGAGGAAAGGAGCUUAAUAGAAUCUCCUUUGUAAUUUUUUUUUCUUUUGUUUUUUUUUUCUUCUAAAAUUUCCUUUUUCAAGGGGUGAAUGUUCGGUAGCCGUUGUUCAAAUGUGAGGAUUAAGCUUGUCACGAAUGUAGAAAAAAAUUAUUGAAGUGUUCAUGUAUUAACCCAUGUUAUGUUAACAAUUUAGGGAAUAAUUACCAUUUUAGUUUCCAACUUUAUGUUGUUAGAAAUAAUACUCUUUUCCCCGUUUCUUCAUUAUGAUCAUAUGAGCGUUCUUUGUUU
This is a messenger RNA of Beta vulgaris subsp. vulgaris (sugar beet), 1373 nucleotides long. RefSeq lists its product as uncharacterized. The record is from RefSeq and is a predicted model, not a curated record. The transcript is spliced from 3 exons. Lineage: Eukaryota; Viridiplantae; Streptophyta; Magnoliopsida; Caryophyllales; Amaranthaceae. Bases 200 to 1102 code for a protein of 300 amino acids.